Ectocarpus siliculosus is the source of this 2649-nucleotide messenger RNA. Lineage: Eukaryota; Phaeophyceae; Ectocarpales; Ectocarpaceae. The record is from the annotation of a GenBank genome assembly.
AUGCUAACCAAGGAUGGCUUCGGAGUCGUCGUCCAAUCUGGGGCAGGUGCUGCCGCCAGCUUCACGGACGAGGCGUACGAGGAGGCCGGCGCUACCGUGGUGAAGGGCAGCGAGGCUUGGAAGGCCGAUAUAGUCGUCAAGGUUGAACCCCCUACCCCCGAGGAGGCCGCCCUUGUCGAGGCCCGCACGCUCAUCAGCCUGCUGUUCCCCGCUCAGAGCGGAGACCUCGUUAAGCAGCUGGAGGGGCAGGGGGCCACCGUGAUGGCCAUGGACUGCAUCCCGAGGACCCUUUCGCGAGGGCAGACUUACGAUGCUCUCAGCUCGCAGGCGAACAUUGCCGGGUACCGGGCCGUUAUCGAGGCCGCCCACGAGUUCGGCCGCCUGCUGUGCGGCCAGAUGACUGCCGCCGGAAACGUCAAGCCCGCCAAGGUGCUCGUGGUGGGUGCUGGCGUGGCCGGGCUGGCCGCCAUCGCGCAGGCUAAGGCUAUGGGGGCCGUGGUGAGGGCUUACGACGUCAGGCCCGUGGUGCGGGAGCAGAUCGAGUCGCUCGGCGCCGAGUUCCUGCAGGUGGAGUAUGAGGAGGACGGAAGCGGCGCAGGAGGGUACGCCAAGGAGAUGAGCGAUGGCUGGAAGGAGGCGGCGGCGGCGCUGUUCGCCAGGGUAUCGGCGGACUCGGACAUCAUCAUCACCACGGCGCUCAUCCCGGGGAAGCCGGCUCCUAAGCUCGUGACGUCCGAAAUGGUAGCCGGCAUGAAGCCCGGUUCGGUGACGGUGGACCUGGCGGCGGCGAACGGGGGUAACAUCGGCACCACGGUCAAGGACCAAGUCAUCGUCACCGAGAACGGGGUGACUUGUGUCGGGUACACGGACCUUCCAUCGCGCCUCCCGCAGACGUCGUCCCAGCUGUACGCCAACAACAUCGCCAAGCUCAUCCUUGCCACCGGGCCCCAGACGACCAAGGAUAAGGGGUACUGGUACAUCGAUCACGAGGACCCCGUGUCGCGGGGCAUGCUCGUCGUGGAGGAGGGCAAGCUCAUGUGGCCGGCACCGGUGGCCCCGCCGCCGCCCGCGCCGCCGGCACCGUCCGCCGCGGAGGCAGCUGCCGCAAAGAAGAAGGAGGAGGUGGCGACUGUGGCGGCGGCGGCGGAGGCCGAGCCGGUGGACCCUCAGGCGGCGGCGCUGGUGGACGGCGCUAAGGCCGCGCUCGGAGCCCUGGCGUUCGUUGCGCUGGGGGUGUCGAGCCAGGGCAGCCACGACUUCACGGAGAUGCUCACUAUCCUCACGCUGGCCUGCCUGGGAGGCUACCAGCUGGUGUACGGCGUAGCCCCUGCCCUCCACUCGCCCCUCAUGUCGGUGACCAACGCCAUCUCGGGAAUGACGGCCGUUGGAGGGAUGGUCCUUCUCGGGGGGGGGCUCUUUCCGGAGAACGCGGGACAGGCCCUCGGUGCUGCGGCCCUGCUGGUGUCCUCGGUCAACAUCGUUGGCGGUUUCCGCGUGACCAAGAAGAUGCUCGACCUUUUCAAGCGCCCCGGGGACCCGGAGGAGAACAACGAGAUCACCAUCGGGCUGCCCGUCGCCGUGGGGCUGGGCGCUCUCGCGGCCGGGGAGACGAUGGGCUACUCGGAGCUGUCCAACUUCGCCGGGCUUGCGUCGGCGGUCAUGUGCAUGCAGAGCAUCGGCGGGCUCUCCUCCCAGAGCACGGCCAGGUUCGGCAACGUUCUCGGGGUCGGCGGGGUUACCCUCGGCCUGGCGGCGACGGUCGGGCUCAUGUACCACGCCGGGGUCCCGCCGGAGGUGUUCGCGCAGAUGGCGGCGCUCAUGGGGGUGGGAGGCGUGGCCGGCUACGCCGUCGCGGGGAAGGUUGGACCUACGGAGCUACCCCAGACGGUGGCGGCUUUCCACAGCCUUGUCGGGGCUGCCGCCACGGCUACCGCCAUCUCGGAGUUGGUCGGACACCCACCGGAGGCGCUGGGCGCUAAGCUGACGAUCUACCUAGCAGCGGUGAUCGGCGCGAUAACCGCUACGGGGUCGGUGACGGCCUUCGCUAAGCUUCAGGGGAGCUUCACGCGAGAUAAACGUCAACAAAGGCUGGUGAGUUUCCCUGACGGCCCGACGAACCCGGAUGUUUUUGCGCUGCUCUCGAUUCCUCCCUAUAUUUAUUUUUUCGCGCAAACAGGCGGCGCCGACAUGCCCGUGGUGAUCACCCUCCUCAACUCGUACAGCGGGUGGGCGCUCUGCGCCGAGGGCUUCAUGCUCAACAACGACCUGCUGGCCAUCGUCGGCGCCCUGAUCGGCUCCAGCGGCGCGAUCCUCACGCAGAUCAUGUGCCAGGCCAUGAACCGGAACAUCUUCAACGUGAUCUCCGGCGGGUUUGGUACGGUCCAGAAGGCGCCGGCCGCCGGGGGCGACGCCGGGCCCGCGGGCGUGCACAUGGAGACCACGGCGGAGAGCGUGGCGCAGAAGAUGCUCAUGGCCAAGGGUGGGGGGGAACUUUCAAAGAAACCCCCCCAAACGGGGGGCAAGGGCCGGGUCGGGAUAAACCCCCUCCCGGGGGGGAAGCCCCGGGAACCUAAAGUUGUUCUGGGGGAAGGAGGGGGGGCCUACAAAAUCCUCCAAGAACUCGGGGAAUCCAUUCGGGAAAACUUUUAA